Saccharomycopsis crataegensis is the source of this 2631-nucleotide messenger RNA. RefSeq lists its product as uncharacterized. Bases 1 to 2631 code for a protein of 876 amino acids. The record is from RefSeq and is a predicted model, not a curated record. The transcript has a single exon. NCBI's taxonomy places the organism in Eukaryota, Fungi, Ascomycota, Saccharomycetes, Ascoideales, Saccharomycopsidaceae.
AUGAGAAGAGCAAGUGAUGUGAGAAAGAACCGCAAGGGAAUUGGUAAGGAGAAGAAAGGUUCCCGUGCGGGAAACAAAGGUGAUGAGAAGCCGAAAUCAAAAUUAAAUGGUACUGAACCCCAGAAUAAUAGAAACCAGAGCAAUGGAAAUAAGGUCGAUGGUGAUGUUGCCAUGGAAAAAGCGGAUGAUGCUAACGAAAAAAAGGAUCCAGAAUAUGAUUCAAUAACCCACACAAAUACUCCAAAGGGACUACAAACUUACACAUCACGUCCAAUCUACGAAGUUUCCGAUGACGAUGAUCUUCGUAACGACAGCUACUUCCCACAGCCCAAACGCCACAAGUCUCUGCGAAUUGUUUUAUACAAACCCAAUGCCACAGCCGACGAAGGAGGAAGUGAAUAUCCUAUUUAUGAAUCCAAUUCUAGAGACGAUGAAGUUAUCAGCAUUCCAAAUAUACUGCAUACCGAAAGAAUCGGAGCAGUACAAGAGGAUUGCAGCACCCUCUCUUUUAAAGUUAACUCACAAAAUGUGGAUUGGGUUCUCACGGAAAGUUUCUUGUACUCAAAUGCCACAAGUUACUUCCAGUUGCCUGAUCCUAACAAAGAAUUAAUGGAGGAAAAUGUGAGAAUUAGAGAAAAAAAGACACAAACUGUGAAAGACAAAAAGAAACAGACGAUCAGCAGAAAAGAGCCAACUGAAGACAAAAGGAGACCAGCCAAUAAAGAUAAGAAAUGUGGGCAAAUUUCUCAAAAAGAGCCGAGUAGCAGUAUAAAGAGGCCAGCCAAUAAUGAUAAAGAUGAAAUGAUUCCCGAAGAUGUGCCAAUCAGAAGUUUAAAGAGACCAACCAAUAACCCUGAGGAUAAAAAUGGUAUGGUUUCUAAGGAGGCUCCAAAACCAUCAUCGAAGAAAAAUACUGCCACCAUGAACCUUUCACAAUUAAUUAAAGGAUCUGGAAUCCCUUUGUUCAAACUUACACCACACCAAUUCUCACUAAUCAUUAUGAGGUUCUGCUUCUGCUCAUACAAUGAUUAUUCCAAUUUCUCUCAGUUUCCUGAUAUUUUUCAGGAUAUGAAGUUGACAACUCAAUUCUUACUGAAAGUGAUUGCUCAUUCAGUAGAAAAAUUUGAUUAUAUUGAUCAUGACGAUUUGCAAGAUUAUGUUCACACUAUUUCUGGUGAUAAUAAGAAGGAGGAAUCUCAGAUUGACUUAAGAUGUUUUGUUCUCUUAAGUCUCAGUAUACAUGCUCUACAAACUGAGGUGAUUGAUAUUCCAAGUAAACCAUACCGGGGAAGGCUACUAGUCUACAUAUAUUCCCUCUUUAGGCAACUAAAACAAAAGUUAAUAUUAUUAUACCGCAUUAAUAAGCAGGUAGUUCCAUCAAAACAGUGCACACUAAUGUUUCAGGCGUUAUUGGUCGGGUUGGAAUUCCAAGUAUUUUAUUUUGAAACUCAUUGCACCAUUAUCGAAACUGAAAUACAAAAAAAUUAUGAUCCCAGCAAAACCCAGAAAACAAACCAUGAACUAAGAAGAAAGAAUGAGCUUGCCAAUCGUGCCUUUGACUUAGGAGAGCUAACGGCCAUGACAAUUGCGGGGCAGUAUUAUCGAGGAAUCGAGCAUCAUGGAUACUUUUUGGAAAAGAGUUACUUUAGGCUUCAAUUUUUGGAUUUGUUAGUUUCAUGCUUAUCAUCUAGUCCAUUAACAAUUUCUUGGCCUGGUUUAGUGUUACCAAGUUCAGAACUCUCGGAAUUUGCUCCUGAAAAUAUCAGAAAGAAUAUUUUGCAAAAUGAGGGUGAUCAGUCACUCACCUUUCAAAACGACCAGUUGGUUUAUUAUGUACCAUUAGUUCGGAAAAUAGUGACAACAACUAUUUUUGGUGAUUCUUCAUGCAAGGAUUCGGAGUUAAAGUCCUUACAUGGAUUGGAAAAAGAAAAACUCAGAAUUUUAAAGUCAUUGGGCACAUUAUUGCUAAAUUUUAAUAAGAAGCUGCUGGCAGGAGACUCUGAGUUAUCGGUAGCCCAUGGAAUAUUACAUUAUGAAAUGAGAGUUGUGAUGCAUGAGAUAUUGACAAUUACAAUCAUUCAAAUGUCACUUGAUGCCAAGGAUUUUGAAAAAUCGUAUAAACGUGAUCUCCGCUUCCUUAAAGGAUUGACAAUUCUCAUUAAAACUUUGGAAUUUUGGUUCUGGCUUGGUGAGAAUGAUGUGUUACGUGAGGAAGAAGUGGGAAUCGUGGCUGAUGGGAUUAUAUGUCUAGUAAACAUAUGGGGAGAUUUGAGAAUCAUGGAGUUAUUGGAAAUAUAUUUCGCUCUGAAUACCGUUAGUCUAUGUGGAGACAGCCAAAAGCCAAUAUAUAAACGGAAAAAGUCUACAUUCAAUGAUCUUGAUAGGAAGAUGAAGGCCAUCGAUUCAGAAAUUAAGACAAAGAAAUAUUACAGCGUCAUAGAAAUUUUAUCAGGAGAAUUAGAUAAAAUGUUGAAGAUUAGUGAUAUGGCGAUGAAUAAUGGGAAAUUGGCUUGUUUUCUCAAGGUAGAGAAAGCUGGGAUCGAUUUGCUGAAGCUGCUUACCAUUUUUCGGACCUUGGCAGCCGUGCUCCUGAAACCGAUAGGAAAAGUUAAAAGCCCAAAAGAGAUUUGA